UGCAUCAAAAAAGUCUGUUUCUCUCACCUUCCUGGCCUCGAGUCUUUCUCUUGGCAAAGUGUGGCAGUAACUGGACAACUGGAUUUUGCUGCUACAUUUUAACUUUUCAAAGCAAAUACAUUGGUGAUUUGAUUGUUCAGUCAUCUUUUUUUUCCUCAAACUGGUGGUAUAAACAAGAAGUCCACUUGAAUUUACGUAUUAGAAUAUUAGAUACAACGAGGUAAUUCUCUCCAAUGUCAGCAAGAAAUGAUACGCAGCCAGAAGAGAGAUGUUGUGGACCAAAAUCGCCACGGAAUAACAAAUAGGAAAGUAAGAAUAAUGAAGCUUUCUACUUUCUUUAUACAAUCAAUGAUAAACAUUAUAGGAAAAUCUAACAACAACCCUCAAGUUAAAAUAAAAUCUGAAUGGCUGAAACUUCCUUGCUCCCGUUGCGAACUGAUAGUAGAGCCCUUGCCACCCUCUACAUGUGUGGAAAGCUGUCGUCCUGGGUUUAAGAAAGUACCUCAAGAAGGGGAGCCCAUUUGCUGCUACGACUGUCAUCGUUGUGCAGAAGGAACCAUCUCCGCCAUAGAAGAAGACCAGACAAAUCAGAAUUGGAAGAGGUCUUUGAAGCCUUGAGUCUAACAUUUUACUCAUUCCUAGUCUUGAAAUAGUCCAGUUUUGGAGGUCCCGACGACUAUUUCUCCAUGGAUUAAUGCUAAGAGAUGCUGAAAAAUGCACUGAAUGUCCUGCAGAUCAACAUCCAAACAUCAACCAAGAUGAAUGUAUACCUAAGACAGAAACUUUCCUAUCCUUUCGAGAAAAUUUGGGGAUCAGCCUAGCUUCCCUUGCCUCUUUCCUCUCUUUAGUAACAGGUUUCGUCUUGGGAAUCUUCAUUAAAUUCCGAGAAACUCCCAUCGUCAGAGCCAACAAUCGGGACCUUUCCUACAUCCUCCUCAUCUCCCUCCUGCUUUCCUUCUUGACGUUGUUCUUAUUCAUUGGCCAGCCAAGGAAAGCCACUUGUCUUCUCCAACAAACGGCCUUCAGCAACAUCUUCACAGUUGCCAUUUCUACAGUCUUGGCCAAAACAGUCACUGUGGUAUUAGCUUUCUUUGCCACAAAACCAGGGAAUAAUUUGCAGAGAUGGUUAGGGAAGACCUUGUCCAAUUCUAUCAUCCUUUCAUGUUCUGGCGUCCAAGUUCUCCUCUGCAGCAUCUGGUUGGGCACUUUUCCCCCAUUCCCUGAGUCAGACAUGCACUCACAAUCUGCAGUGAUCAUCCUUCAAUGUAAUCAAGGCUCUGUUGUCGUGUUCUACCUUGCCCUUGGCUACAUGGGCUUCCUGGCUCUCAUCUGCUUCACGGUGGCUUUUCUGGCCAGGAAUCUACCUGGGGCCUUCAAUGAGGCCAAGCUCAUCACCUUCAGCAUUCUGGUCUUCUGCACUGUCUGGAUAUCCUUCAUUCCCACCUACCUGAGCACCAAAGGGAAGUAUAUGGUGGCUGUGCAGGUCUUCUCCAUCUUGGCUUCCAGUACUGGCCUGCUAUGCUGCAUCUUCAUCCCUAAGUGCUACAUCAUUUUUUUAAAACCAGAGCUGAAUACAAAAGAAUAUUUAAUGUCAAAAUAAAAUAGUAAUUAACUUUCCAUAUCACUUUCCUCUUUAUGCCAGUUAAUAAUUCAAAGAUCUGAAUUUGUCCUUUAAAAUUCCUAAAAAUGCAUUCGUUCACAUCUGCUUUGUUUUGCAUCAUAUUAGAAACAAAUUUA
Messenger RNA from Ahaetulla prasina, 1737 nucleotides. Its product is annotated as vomeronasal type-2 receptor 26-like. The transcript has 4 exons. The record is from RefSeq and is a predicted model, not a curated record. NCBI's taxonomy places the organism in Eukaryota, Metazoa, Chordata, Lepidosauria, Squamata, Colubridae. The coding region runs from base 695 to 1600 and encodes 301 amino acids. Gene Ontology annotation, cellular component: membrane. Gene Ontology annotation, molecular function: G protein-coupled receptor activity. Gene Ontology annotation, biological process: G protein-coupled receptor signaling pathway.